Alligator mississippiensis (American alligator) is the source of this 1552-nucleotide messenger RNA. RefSeq names its product keratin, type I cuticular Ha1-like. The record is from RefSeq and is a predicted model, not a curated record. Gene Ontology annotation, molecular function: structural molecule activity. The coding region runs from base 153 to 1217 and encodes 354 amino acids. NCBI's taxonomy places the organism in Eukaryota, Metazoa, Chordata, Crocodylia, Alligatoridae. The transcript is spliced from 7 exons.
AGUUAAUAACAAACAGAACAUACAUUCACUCUUUGGUGUUGGGGGGCAAAUCUCAAACUGGGUUUCACCAUUUUUAAACAAGUCUAUAUGUGCCAAAUUUCUGUCCUAUCACUGGUAUAGACCAGCUUUCUGUGCCAAACUUCUGUUGUGUUAUGGGUAUAGACUGGUUUCUGAUCACUAAUACUGGUAAAAAUGUAAUGUCUGUACCUGGCCUUAAAGUGCAUGGACCACAAGAGAUCUGCUGUGCUAAAGCUGAUAAUGCCAGGCUCUGUCUGGAUGUUGACAAUCUCAAAGUGGCUUCUGAUGACUAUGCUACCAAGUAUGAAUACGAACAUGGGCUUUGCCAGAGCGCUGAGGCAGACAUCAAAAGUCUGCGUAGAAUUCUGGAUGACCUGACCCUAUGCAAGGCUGAUCUGGAGACAGAGCUUGAGUCCCUAACAGAGGAGCUCCUCUGCCUCAGGAAGAACCACGAGGAAGAAGCUAGUCCACUUCGACGUCAGCUUGGUGACCGUAUCAAUGUAGAGUUGGAUGCAGCUCCAUCAUGUGACCUGAACAAGGUCCUGGAGGAGAUAAGAUACCAGUACGAGACCUUAGUUGACAAGAACCAAUGUGAAGUUGAGGACUGGUACCACACACAGAUGGAGGAACUGAAUAAGGAGGUGAUCUCCAGUGGAGAACAGCUGCAGGGCUACCAAAAUGAGAUCAUUCAGCUAAAACACACUGUUCAGGCUCUGGAGAUCGACCUGCAGACCCAGCACAACCUGAACACUGCUCUGGAAAACACUUUGGCAGAAACAGAAACACACUACAGCCAGCAGUUAUCAGAGCUCCAGUGUCUAGUCAGCGAUGUGGAAGUACAGUUGGCUGAACUUCGAUCUGACAUAGAUCACCAAGAUGGCGAGUACAAGGUCCUUUUGGAUGCUAAGUGCCAGCUGGAUUGUGAGAUCAGCGUGUACCACAGCCUGCUGGAUGUAGAGGACUGCAGGCUACCCAACUACCCUGGUAACCCAGGCUGUGCACCCUCCAUCAGCUCAGCAGGUGGCAAACCAGUCUGGUCAGAACCAAUCCAGUCACCAGUCUUUCCUUCUGACUGCACCCCCAGCAUCCCAGCAGCAGAACCAAAUCUGAUUCAACCCUGCUGCAAUCCCUGUGCACCCACUUCUCCUCUCACUCCAGGCUGUGCAUUAGUAACUCAGAUCUCCACUCAAAUCUGUUAAAUGUGAAAAUUUUCACUAGAAGGAGUAAUAACAUGAGGCAAUAAGACAAUGUUAUGGGCUAGUGAAAGGAAAACUACAGUAGACUCAAGUCUCUAGGCUGAGAUUUUCGUAGCUGUGCCAGGGACUUGAAUGGUCAAUUAGGAAUCAAAAUCCUUUGGAUGGCUUUAGAGAUCUCAGUCCUAUCCAUUUGCAAGUGCUUAACUGCUUGCCAUGUCAACAUAUUCUUCUGCUUUCAAUGUGCCUCUUGCAGUGCAUUUUCUUCCUUCUGUUCCACCUCAGCGUCUAAAGCAGAUUGAAACCUCUUUAUUUCUUAAUAAAAAAGGUAAUUACUAUGA